Molecule: messenger RNA, 4386 nt
Organism: Salvia miltiorrhiza (redroot sage)
Lineage: Eukaryota; Viridiplantae; Streptophyta; Magnoliopsida; Lamiales; Lamiaceae
Exons: 3
Coding region: 1-4386 (1461 amino acids)
Molecular function (GO): RNA-DNA hybrid ribonuclease activity; nucleic acid binding
Source: RefSeq, a predicted model, not a curated record
AUGAAUAUCAUAUCUUGGAAUGUUAGGGGCUUCAAUGAUGAAACUCGUCGAGCCCUGCACGACCAUUGUAAGAGAUUCUCUCCUAUUCUUAUGGGUAUUUAUGAACCUAAGAAUGACUUUAUAAAAAUUCCAACUGCUUUCUGGAAUUCUAUCGGUCUUUUUCCGGCUUUCCAGAAUUUCAGGCACGGACGGAGUCCGAAUAUUUGGGUUUGCGCGGCUCCGCAUGUUACCGUUUCUUUGGUCUUCUCUUCCAACCAAACUAUUAUUGUUGAUUGCACUUGGAAGAACUUCUCGUUCCGGGCUGCGUUUAUUCAUGGAGAUAAUUCUCCUUCAGAGCGUCGACGGCUGUGGAUCGAUCUGCUGACCUUUAUUGUGGGGAAAGUGGUUUGCAUCGGGGACUUUAAUGCGGUGAAAGGAGCACAUGAAAGAAAGAGCACUUGUCUCCCCAAUGCUACGUCUUGUACAGAGUUUGGCGAUUUUAUCUCGGCCUCGGGAAUGAUUGAAUCGAACACUACGGGCCUUUUCUUCACAUGGUACGGAAGACGUAAUAUGCCUUCUCAUGUUGAGUCUGUCCUGGAUCGCUGUUUGUUUUCCAAUGAUUUUGCGGAUUUGUGGGACUCCCUUAACACUCAUGUUCUGCCAAGAUUUACUUCGGACCAUUCGCCUCUUAUUUUUCAGUGUUUUGAGAGAGCUGCGAUAAAACAUCGGCCGUUCAAAUUUCUUAAUAUGUGGCUGGUGCAUCAGGAUUUUCGGGAUUUUGUGAAAAACUCUUGGAAGGAGCCUAUUGGCGUGAGCUGCCCUUUACUGAAGAUUAUGGUGAAGCUGAAAAGGCUGAGAACGAGUCUCAAACGUUGGAACAAAGAAGUUUUUGGCCAUGUGGAUGUGGGUAUUAACCAAUUUCAGGCUGCGUUAGAGAGGGUUCAACAGCGUAUUGCGGUGGAAGGUUACUCGGCCCCGCUUUUUGAUAAAGAAGUGGAGAUCCAGGCUCGUUUGGGCACGAUGCUCUUACGGAAAGAUCUGUUGCUUAAGCAGAAAAGUCGAAUUCGUUGGCUAAAUGAUGGGGAUAGAAACACUAAUUUCUUCCACAAUUCGAUUAAAGUUCGUAGAAAGCAACUGCACCUCCCGCAAUUAAAUAUUGAUGGGACAGACUCCUUUGAUCAAGAUGAGAUUGCUGCGCAUAUUGUUAGUUAUUUCUCCACCUUAUUCUCUGAUUCGGUUGCUACGCAUGUCACGACUGAUGAUGUGAGAAAUCUGGUGAAUAAUUCUGUUUCUCAGACACAUAAUUCCCUCCUUACUAGCACUCCGCUGGAUGAAGAGAUAAAAGCUGCGGUUUUUGAUUUAGGGGGUGAUAGUGCGGCUGGCCCUGAUGGUUUCACUGGGAUUUUCUUUCAACACUGCUGGGAAAUCAUUAAAGCCGAUAUUUGUCUGGCUGUCAGGACGUUCUUCAUCAAGAACUAUCUGCCUCAAGGUCUUAAUUCAAACACGUUGAUUCUUAUUCCGAAAAAGGAAGUGGUUACCACGGUGGCGGACUUACGUCCUAUUGUUCUUUCAAACUUCUUUUUUAAAAUUCUCUCGAAGAUUCUGGCCUCUAGACUCAGCUCUGUGGCUGCGGAUUGCGUCUCGCAGAAUCAAUUUGGGUUUAUACGUGGUCGCUUGAUUCACGAUUGCAUUAUGAUCGGCUCCGAAGGUGUUAACUGCAUGAAUCGUUCUUGCAAUGGCAAGAACAUGGCUUGUAAAGUGGAUAUAAAAAAGGCUUUUGAUACGUUGAGCUGGCGUUUUAUCUUGUGUGCUAUGGAGGCAAUGGGUUUUGAUCAACGGUUCUUGAAUUGGAUUUCUACUAUCUUUGGUUCGGCCCGUAUUUCUAUCUUGUACAACGGCCAACUUUGUGGUUACUUCUCUUGCUCUCGUGGGGUAAGACAAGGUGACCCGCUUUCGCCUAUUAUUUUUGGUAUUGCUGAGGACGUGCUUAGUUGUAUGUUUAUGAAGGCGGUCAAAGAUGGUUGUCUGACGCCUAUGAGUAUGAGUCGUGCUAAUAACUUUCCUACUCACCUGUUAUAUGCCGACGACAUUCUCUUGUUCUGUAAGGCUUCUACCAAGAAUGCUCGUACUAUUCGCAACAUAUUACAGCGAUAUGGGGAACUCUCGGGUCAAAUUUGCAGCAGAGAAAAAUCGCACAUUUAUUUUGCCAAAGGUGUUUCUUUAAGUUAUCAAAGGCAAAUUGGCAGGAUCCUCCAUUUUCGUGUGGGGCUGAUGCCUAUGACUUAUCUGGGAGCCCCUCUCUUUGUCGGAAGACCCAAAGCUAUUCACCUUGCCGCGAUAAAAGAUAGAAUUAUCCACAAGUUCUCUCGUUGGAAUGGCUCUCAACUCUCUAUUGCGGGACGUAUUUGUCUCAUUCGCUCUGUCAUUCAGAGCUCCUUAGUUCACACGAUGAUGGUCUAUAAAUGGCCUAAUUCUCUUCUUAAGGAGUUGGAUAGAUCUUGUAGAAACUUCAUUUGGACAGGGAAUGUUAAUAAAAGGCCGACUUGUGCUGUGAGCUGGGACCGUGCCUGUGCAAUCAAGGAGGAAGGAGGUUUAGGGAUUAGAUCGUUUGAAACGAUGAACGAUUCCUUUCUGAUGAAGCUUGCUUGGAAAGUGAUUGGGAGGCGUCAGUUUGGAUUUGAUAUGAUGAGAUGCAGAUACUUGAAUGAGGCGAGUAGGCCUCGAUCGGCGCUUCUAACUUCCUCGAUCUGGAUUGGCAUUAGAAAGUUGAUUCCUGAUCUGCUUGAGGAUUCUUAUUGCCUUUUAGGGAAAGGAGCUUCGGUGUACUUUUGGCAUGAUGAUUGGUUAGGCUACUCUAUUGCUGAUAAGAUUAAUCUGCCAAAUUUCAUGCGCUCUAGAUUAAAUCAAACGGUGUCUAACUACUUCUACGAUGGGGUUUGGCAUUUUUCUCAAGAGUUUAUUGAUGAAUUUCCUUACAUUAUUUGUGACAUUUUGCUGUUGCCGAUUGGUGAGGAGGAAGAUGUGAGAUUAUGGAAACCGUCUGUUCAUGGGGAGGUUACGUCCGCCCUUGCCUUUGCCUCGAAAUGCCACCGUUUUCCAACUGUUAAUUGGGGUCGUUGGCUGUGGGAAAAUUACAUUCCUGUUCGUCGUUCCAUUACUUGUUGGAGAGUUAUUCUAAAUCGACUGCCAACACGUGAUAAACUUAUUAGACAGGGUCUGAUUUCUCCCAACUAUUGCUCUCUUUGCUUUCACGAGGCUGAGGAUCUAAAUCAUAUCUUUUGGUCGUGUGAUAAAAUCCAACCUGUCUGGACGGAAUUUUUGGGGUGGUUCAAUCAGAUGGAUGGAAGACUUUGUGCUGACAUCCACAGCUUUCUUAUUUUUUCUUGGUCGAUAAAGGUGAGCUCUCAAAUUAAUGCUCUUUGGAAACUUGGGGUGAUUUCUGUGAUUUGGGCGAUUUGGAAUGCACGUAAUAAAAGUCAUUUCGAUGGUGUUGCUUUUCAUGGCCGUGCUAUUCUUUGCUUCAUCAAGUCGACGUUCAUGGAGGUGGAUAUUUCUUUUCCCAAGUUGGGAUGUAUUGACAAUACUUGGACGGAUUACUUAACGGUCAGGCAAUUAGGUGUCAGUGUACAUCAACGACCUCCACCGGAUUUCACUUCGGUCUAUUGGUCGCCACCUGCUUAUUCUUGGAUUAAAGCCAAUACUGACGGUUCGGCGGUAGGGGCGCCAGGUCGGAUAUGUGCGGGAGGCGUCUUCAGAGAUUGGAGAGGCUUUGUUAGAGGUUGCUUUCAUGUGGAAGGAGGAACGGGUUUUGCUUUUGAGGCGGAACUGUUAGGCAUCAUUACGGCUAUUGAUUUUGCUCACCAAUGCGGUUGGUUUAAGAUUUGGAUUGAAGCGGAUUCUACUUAUGUUGUUUCCAUUCUGUCGACUAAAUCAGAUAGAGUACCAUGGCGGUUUAAAGCUCUGUGGAGAAGAACUCUUUCGCUGCUUGAUAAUAUGGAGUUUAGGAUUACGCAUAUUUUUAGAGAAGGAAAUGUUCCUGCUGACAUUAUGGCCAGUCCACAUACUCCUGAGGGACGUUGGAACCAUAACAUUCAGCUGAUCCAUGACGCGGUCAUUCGCGAUUUUCGGCUCGGUUUUUUGCUUGGGACCGUUAGUUUUGAUUUUAUUCGAACACUUGGCGGUCGUUCUGUAGCGGCUUUGGAAGAACUGCUGCGUUUGGAUGCUGGAGACGGUCGAACGUGGGAACAAAUAGCGGUGAACUUCUGGCUCUGUUUUUUGGAUGGUGGCGCUUGGGAGCUGCGAGCUCCGGACUGUUGGUGUCGGCGUCUUACCGGCCUCCUGUCUGCGACUUCUUUUCGGUUUCGGUUUGGUUUGUCUGAGCCGGGUUGGUUUGGGGGCGAUGGUUAG